Molecule: messenger RNA, 1147 nt
Organism: Orbicella faveolata
Lineage: Eukaryota; Metazoa; Cnidaria; Anthozoa; Scleractinia; Merulinidae
Product: putative skeletal organic matrix protein 5
Molecular function (GO): oligosaccharide binding
Source: RefSeq, a predicted model, not a curated record
ACACUCAAUCGAGCUGCGAGUACUGUUACACUGGGCUGAAGCCGGUCGUCUUCAUUAAAAUUAAACUGUGGUCUGAAGCGCUUUACCCUUACAAUGGACUCUUGGAUGAAAGCUCGGGUUUUUGCACUAUUCUGGUUUAUCCUUUGCGUUUGGUUUCGCCAUCGAAGCGACGGAAGCAACUCAACAAGACAGCUGUGCCCGAAGCAUCAAGACAUUAACAGCAAAGAUGGAUAAACUUCAGGCCGAUAUCAAGGCGAUUGCUCAUGGACUGGGUCUCUUGAAUCCAAGUGGCUUAUCCUACACUUCUUGUAGAGAUAUUUACCGGAAUCAGAAGUCUAGAGGAAAUAAGGCUUAUACCCUCCAGACUGACGUUGGAAAAGUUCCUGUCUACUGUCACAUGACGAGUAUUGAAGGAUGCGGAGGUGGGGGGUGGACGCUGGUCAUGAAAAUUGACGGCCACAAGUCAAACUUCCACUACGAUUCUGACUACUGGACCAGCAAGACCGAGUUCAACCGACGAGGAGGGCAGACUGGGUUCGACUUUGACGAAACCAAGUUACCAACCUACUGGAAUACGCCAUUUUCGCAGAUUUGUGUGGGCAUGAAGAUUGGUCAUCAGAUCAAGUUCACCCGUAUCAGCGUGAACGCCAAUUCUCUGUACUCACUGAUCGCUGACGGCCAUUACCGCGCCACCUCACUGGGUCGUAACACAUGGAAGUCGCUGAUUGGUUCACAGGCUUCCUUACAGACCAAUUGCAACAAAGAAGGGUUUAAUGUGGCCGGAGAAGAGCCAUCCCAUGCAAAAGCGAGGAUUGGUAUCCUUGGCAACAAUGAGAAUGACUGCUACAGCUGUGACUCCAGAAUUGGUUUCGGUACCGGAGGGAAAUACGAUGAUACCAACACUUGUGGAAACGAGGCCAUACACUCGGCAGAUAAUGGAGACAAGCACAUGAAAGCCAUGGGAUACAUUCUGGUGCAGUAAAAACGGUCAGAAUGUUAAUCUUCACCUCGGAGGCUGUGUAUCCUAGUGAUGGGUUGAUCUCACAAGCUACUGCAGUAACCUGAUUUGAUUUAGUAGAAGGAUUAAUGUAGAACUCAGUGUUUUGAUUUGGGCAUAAAUAAAAUUGGUGCUAGCAGCAUGUGCAUA